Octopus sinensis (East Asian common octopus) is the source of this 1863-nucleotide messenger RNA. RefSeq names its product putative methyltransferase C9orf114 homolog. Bases 359 to 1660 code for a protein of 433 amino acids. The record is from RefSeq and is a predicted model, not a curated record. Lineage: Eukaryota; Metazoa; Mollusca; Cephalopoda; Octopoda; Octopodidae. The transcript is spliced from 12 exons.
AGCUUAUUUGUAGAUAAUUUAUUUUAAAAUAUCCGUUCAUCUGGAAGUUAUAAGGAAACGAUGUGGAUGGGAGAGGUGUGCUCACUUUUGUAGGUUUACCGAAACCAGUAUCUGCAGAUGUCCUUUUGUCUCCAGACAAUCAGACGGUCGCCGGUUUUGAAGAGUCCUUGUUUCUCAUAAUUUGUUGUUGAUAUGAAUUAAUACCAAGCAAUUUCUUUAGCCUUUCCAUAAGAGAGAAUCUCACCGAGUUACUCGUGAUCAGACACAAACACGCGCAUGCUGUCUCUCACACACACACAUCUGAGAGGAUGUAUAAUUUUUGUUUUAAUUAUUACAGUUGCUUUAAACUACAUGAAAAAUGAUUCCUUCAUAUGAUGACUGUACAUUAUUAAAUUUGUUUAUCAUUUCCAGCGUGUGUAUAUCCGAUGCCGUUCUUAAGAUAAACAUAAUUAAACCGGAAUUUAUUUUGAAAGGGUCUUGUCUUCCAGUUGCACCGGUUGCGGCAAGUAUGAAUUCUUCGUCUUCGGCUAAAAUUAAUUCGAAAACUAAACGAAAACGUUCCAGAGAGAAUAUAAAGCAAUCAGAACCGUAUAUAAAUAUGCGUAAGCUACAGGAAGCAAUGAAGCAGAAAAGGGAAGAAAAUGAACCGAAGGAAAAAGAAUUACUGGAAAAAAUGAAAACACAAGAAAAAACAACAAAGAAAGCUACAGAAUCAGAAGAAUUAAAUACAAAUACCAAAAAUAAAGAAAAAAAUGAUGGCAAAGGCCGGUCAUAUACUCUGACCAUUGCUUUGCCUGGAUCAAUUUUGGAUAAUGCCCAGGCUGCCGUUCUUCGGACAUAUUUAGUUGGCCAGGUGGCUCGUGCAGCUGUGAUCUUUAAUGUUGAUGAAAUUGUUGUCUUUGAUGAAAGAAAACACAGUGACAGAAAUGCAUCUGGAGGGUUUAAGGCAGAUUCCAACCACCUCUUUGGUCGGCUCCUACAGUACCUGGAAUGUCCGCAGUAUAUUCGCAAACAGCUGUUUCCCAGACAUAGUGAUCUUCAAUAUGCAGGUGUCUUAAAUCCUGUAGCCUCUCCACAUCAUAUGUCUGUUGGUGAAGAGAGUAUAUAUCGAGAAGGGGUAGUUCAUAGUGAAUCUUCGGAACCUGGCAGAGGCAGUCUGGUGGAUGUGGGUCUGAAAAAGAAAGUUCUUGUAGACCAAACCAUUCCCAGUGGACAGCGUGUAACUGUGAAAUUAAAUACCGUACGUUCCAAAACGAACAUUCUGAAGGGCACAGCCGUUUCUUUCUCAACUCCCCGUACAGAAGCCGGUAUUUAUUGGGGUUAUACUGUGAGAAUGGCUGAUAGCUUGAGCUCUGUGAUCACUGAGUGUCCUUAUGAAGAGGGUUACGACACCAUCAUUGGAACAUCUGAUAAAGGAACGAGUGUUGAUGAAUUGAAGCUAGAAAAAUUUAGGCAUGCUUUGGUGGUGUUUGGUGGCUUACAAGGCCUGGAAGCUAGUCUGGAAGCUGACGCCAAAUUAACAGUGGAUAACCCUAGAUACUUAUUUCACUAUUAUUUGAACACCUGUCCAAACCAAGGAAGUCGUACAAUACGUACAGAGGAAGCCAUUCUAAUAACGAUGUCAGCUUUAAGACCCAAAAUAGAUCUGGCCCAGAGAUGACAUUCCUGGAAUGAGCAAAGUAUUUCUUAUGCUGAAGAACUGUUGAACAUUUUUUUUGCAAUAAUGUCUCCUUGAAGCUUAUAUUUUCUAUUCAUAUAUAUUUUCAUACAACUGUUUUUCAAUGAUCCUGAAUGUGUCGAGUGUAAAUUAUUUCUGAGCAGAUAAAUUUGCUAAUUCACCAAUUUGCAAAGUUAAGAAGGAAA